Molecule: messenger RNA, 549 nt
Organism: Vigna umbellata (rice bean)
Lineage: Eukaryota; Viridiplantae; Streptophyta; Magnoliopsida; Fabales; Fabaceae
Source: RefSeq, a predicted model, not a curated record
CAACGCUGAUUAAAAACACUGUUGUCCUCUUGGCAUAUCGCACUAAGCAAGAAAUCAUGGAAAUGUCCGAGGCACUCCGAUUUCGAUCACACAACUUCUCCCUCUUCCCACGUGCACCCAUCUCUUCCACUGAGCACCCUCACAAUUUGAUGCCCAUUUCACCAAAAUUCAGUUCAAACACAAGGCUGUCGGUGACAACGGCGAAGAAAAAGUCAAGCAUCGAAGGUGUGAGCGAAGAGUUGACCGCCAUAGCCUCUCUGAACCUUGACUUCGCACCCUCGCGGAGACGGGUUCGUUCAGCUUUCACUGAGGUGCACCAGCAGCUGGACCAUUUCUUGUUCAAGGCUGCUCCUGCUGGGAUCAAAACUGAGGAAUGGUACGAAAGGAACUCCAGGGGAUUGGAAAUUUUCUGCAAAAGCUGGAUGCCUGAAUCUGGCGUUCCACUCAAGGCUGCUUUGUGUUUUUGUCAUGGAUAUGGCAGCACUUGCACUUUUUUCUUUGAAGGUGGUUUGUCAUAAUUGCAUGCCCUAAACCCUUAGAUAUAUUUUU